AAACAUAAAUUACAGAAAUAUUCUGAGAUAUGGAGUUUUUAUGGACUCUGGCGGUUAUUCUCCUAAUAUAUAGUGCAGAUCAAACAAGUGGAAACUGUAAUGGAUCUUUAAGUUUGGAGAAUGGCUUUUAUUAUAAUACAGCGAAGAAUUUUGUAAUUUUUCGGUGCAAUCACGGGUACACGCUGCAAGGAAAAUCUUUUCAGUCCUGCGAUCAAAAUGGUCGCCUUCGGGAGGAAAAACCAUUCUGUGCCACUAGAGGAUGCGAAAAGCCCAAGGAUCCUGAAAACGGACGUGUUCUAGAUGAUUUCUUAAAGGCGGAAAUAGUGUGUUUAGAUGGUUUUGUGGUGGUUGGAAAUCGCACUGCCUUCUGCGAUGGAGAAAAGUGGAGCAACCAGUUGGGAUCUUGUCAAAGGAACAACCGCACCGCAGAUCACUCCUGCGACUUUGAAAGCGAAGAUCAGUGCGGCUGGGAGUCGGAGGAGCCCAUCUGGGUACCAUGGAAGCGAAUUAGCGCGGCGACGGAUUUUCACGACAUAAGAACGGGACCCCGAUACGAUCACACGUUUAGCAACAAUUCCGGAGGACACUACAUGCUCAUGGAGUCCCGAAUUGAGGCUUAUGGGAGCUAUCAUUUCAUAUCACCCAUCUAUCCGAGAUCCCUUUGUGUACAGAAGGCAUGCUGCUUUCGGUUCCACUACUUUAUGUUUGGAGCUGGAGUGGAUAGACUGGUGGUGUCCGUAAAACCCGUAUCGAUGCGAAUUGCCGACAUGUGGCACAGAUUCAGGAACAAUUGCAGCAAAUUCGAGAUGGCUGGCUCGCAGGGAACCCACUGGCUAGAGCACACGAUCACCAUCGACGAAAUGCAGGAGGAUUUCCAGGUGAUCUUCACGGCCACGGAUGCGAAUUCCCAAUUCGGAGACAUUGCCAUCGAUGACGUGAAGCUGAUGACGGGCAAAGAUUGUGAAGUGAGUGGGUAUACCACCACCACAGAACCAACGAUAUCAGCAAUAUCCAGCAGCGAAGAUCCUUUGGUAUUCGACAUGAUGAGUUGCACGGGUCGUUGUGGGUCCAUAAGUCCUGGGAGCCCACUAUUUUCCGAUGAGGGUAUCGUCAUGGGUUGUGGAUGUGAUGAUAAGUGCCUUCUAAACUAUAAUUGUUGUCCCAAUUACUUCGAGAAAUGCGUCAAGGGGCUGGAUAUAGGGUCAGAUGGUGAACUAAUCCCAUCAAUGCCAACGACCUCUUCACCACGGUCAACGACAACUGCGAGAGGAAUAACAACUAUUUCUCCAAAAACAACAAAAAGCAAAGCAACAACCUCAAAGACAACCAUGCUUUUAACAACACCACGGACAACGAAUGCAAGAAAAUUAUUUACAACAUAUGAAACUUCAACCAAAAGGGUUUAUGCAAAAACAACCUACCAAAUAACAACAACCAAGCCAUUCACAGCUAUUCGCAAAAAUAUUACAGAAACCGCUACCAAUAAUCGCACAACGAAGGGUAAUUCCCAAGGCCACAUGGAAAUUAAGGGAGGUAUACCCAGUCCCGCCUUAACAGUGAUUUACCUGCUCGUCGGUGUAGUGUUGCUGAUAGUUAUGGCUAAAUUGACACAUCGCCUUUUCAGUACUUCAAGACCUAUUCACGAGAAGGUAGUAAGUUUUAAAAAGGCAUUUAAGAGACUGAGCAAACCGGGAAGAUCAACCCAAAACUGGAACAGCAUGGAACAGCAAUUGUGCGAUACCUCUAACGAGGACUUAGAUUAUGAGGAUAUAUAAGGAUCUGUAACUACCUGCAGUCACGGCAGACCACGUAGAGACAAAUCGCACCGGAAGUGUGUGGGAUUGCAAUCCUUUUGAAACGCCUUUGACCAAACAAAUAAAAAAGAUCAAAAAAUAGAAAGUAAGUAAAUGAGUAGGGAAGCGUUGUUUCCAAAUAAUGACUUUAUUCAUUUGUAUUUCUUAAAU
Drosophila takahashii is the source of this 1964-nucleotide messenger RNA. RefSeq names its product Scavenger receptor class C, type II (gene Sr-CII). Gene Ontology annotation, cellular component: membrane. The record is from RefSeq and is a predicted model, not a curated record. Lineage: Eukaryota; Metazoa; Arthropoda; Insecta; Diptera; Drosophilidae.